UGGUGUGUGGUUUGGAUUAUGGGGGCUGAUUAGUGAUGGAUUCACAAACUCCUCAAUCCGGUUACUACACCAAUCUUAUAAUUGGAGAUGAUCUUGGGUUUGAAUGCACAAAUGAAAUCAGUCAACACCAAGAGGCUUCACCCCAAGUUGAGGUUGAACCUACUAUUAAAAAAUCGUGUCGGGGUAGCAACUUCACCAUUGCCGAGGACAAUUUGCUUGUGGAGGCGUGGCUUUAUGUUUCCAUGGAUGCCGUUCAAGGAAAUCAGCAAAAACAUAAGGUUUAUUGGGAAAGAAUUUGUGACUACUUUCACGAACACAAGACACUUGGAGCCAACCGUAAUCAGACCUCUCUAAUGAAUCGGUGGUCAACGAUUCAACUUGCGGUAAACAAGUUUUGUGGCUUCUUAGCCCAAAUUGAAAAGAGGUCACAAAGUGGCUUGACUGAGCAAGACAAGAUUGGCCAGGCAAGACUAAUGUAUUUAGAUAUUCAAAAAUCACCCUUUCACUUUGAACAUUCGUGGCUUAUUUUGAGGUUUCAUCCAAAAUGGAUGGCUCACAUGGACAAUGUAAAAUUGAAGAAAAAACCAGUUGUGAUAAAUCUAGGUGAUGAGGAAGCCUCUCACAAAGCUUUUGAAGACAUAGAGCGACCAAUAGGCCGGAAAGCCGAAAAGGAGAAACGAAAGAGCAAAGAAAAAUCGAAUCCAAGUGUUAUUGCAAUACUAAGUGACAUAAAUGAAGACAAGAAGAAGAAAAUGAAACUGUUUGAGGAAGCACGUGAGCAAGACAAAGAGAUGUUUCUUCUUAAGCAAGAGGAAGUGCGCCUUAGAGAUGAGGAAUUGCGCCUUAGAGAAAAAGCACUUUGAAUGGAAGAACAGAGAGAGAUAAAAGAAUUUAUGUUGAUGGAUAUAAGUCAAUUGGAUGAAGAUGGCCAAGAAUAUGUUCGCCGACGCAAAAAGGCAAUCCUUGAAGGUCAAAUUCACAAUCCUUGAAGGUUGCAGUGGCCCAUGCUUUUAGUGUAAGCACCACACAAAAUUAUGUCCUAUUUUGCUAGGCUAGGACUUUUGACUAGGAUUAUGCUUAGAAAUUAAUAUCCAUGACUGCUUUGAAUAGGUUUUUGAUAAUCCUCAUGUAAUUUAAAUGAUAUGGGUGGAAUAUGGUGGUGUUGUUGAACAUUAGUUUUUUGGUGGGUGGA
This is a messenger RNA of Alnus glutinosa, 1192 nucleotides long. Its product is annotated as glutathione S-transferase T3-like. The transcript has 2 exons. NCBI's taxonomy places the organism in Eukaryota, Viridiplantae, Streptophyta, Magnoliopsida, Fagales, Betulaceae. The coding region runs from base 36 to 863 and encodes 275 amino acids. The record is from RefSeq and is a predicted model, not a curated record.